This is a messenger RNA of Lingula anatina, 1116 nucleotides long. RefSeq names its product phe13-bombesin receptor-like. Gene Ontology annotation, cellular component: plasma membrane. Gene Ontology annotation, biological process: G protein-coupled receptor signaling pathway. NCBI's taxonomy places the organism in Eukaryota, Metazoa, Brachiopoda, Lingulata, Lingulida, Lingulidae. The record is from RefSeq and is a predicted model, not a curated record. Gene Ontology annotation, molecular function: G protein-coupled receptor activity.
AUGGAAUACCUACCGAAUUUCACGUUUGGCGAAUCUGUCACAAAUACAGCGGAAAGCUAUAAUAUUUCCUUUUUUCUGGAACACGGACAGAUAAACGCAACGACAAGUGAAGAAUACGUUUACUUCCUCCAGAUGCUGGCAACAUGCGCCGUGGUAUGUCCUAUUAUUCUGUCCAUAUUUCUUAUACUAGGUCUAAUUGGCAACGGGCUGGUUAUUGGAAUUAUCUGCACCAGCAAACAUUUGCGGACUCGUCCAAACAUUCUGUUUCUAAAUCUUGCUAUCUCUGAUUUAUUUUUCCUAUUAAUCUGCAUACCACUACAGGCGGCCUACUAUGGCAAAAAAUAUGACUUAUUCAUAGGGGAAGGACUGUGCAAAUUCUUUAAAUAUUCCAUAUUUGUCACAACUGGCGUUGGAGGAUACUCUCUGGCUACAAUCGGCGUGUUUCGUUGCAUUGCCAUAUCGAAGCCAAUGCAUUCAGCUCGGUUCCUGACCAAAUGGCGCGUAACAUUGACAUGUGGCAUCAUUUGGGUCAUAAUGUGUGUUGUCAAUGCCCCAGUCGCCCUUCACUACACCGAACAUGGCUACCGUAGCUGUCAACCUGUGUUUGAACACCGGUACCAGGAGGCAUAUUUUGUCGCCAGCACAACCGCCAUCGACGUCUUUUUACCCAUCACGGUAUCCCUCAUUGCCUCUACGUGUAUAGUUCAGGCUCUCCGCAAGCACCAGAUGUCUAUGAACGACCUCGGCGAGAACCAGGGGAUGGAACAAUCGAAGAAGAACUCAAAGAGAUUAUUGGUUCUACUCGGAACCGUCACCGUUCUGUUCGUCGUGUGCUGGGUGCCAUUUACAAUAUUAACGAUAUGCAGUUACCUCCGGGUUACUCCAAAGGGUAUCACGUACGUCGUCAUAGCAACCAUAGCCCAGAUGCUAGCAUUUUCAAAUUCUUGUUUAAAUCCCAUCGUUUAUAACUUCGUUUCGCGGGAGUUUCAGAUAGGAUUCCGACAGACUUGUGGAGCACGGAAGGGACAUGGAACACCUGCAAGGCAGUUUCUACACGGGACGUCAACAAAGCUAACUAAUUUACGGAAGUGUAAUGUGACAGAGAGUCCCCCAUAA